GCGAGGUUGGUUCUGCUUGCUAGUCAUCGCCAAUACUCGAUAGAUCAUGCAUCUAAACCAGCGACCCUUGCUCUUAUCCUCCUCGUUCCGACAAGGUGGAACCUGGGCUGCAGAGACAGGUGUUCUUGAGAGUAGAGAUCAUGUGUCCCUGUUUGCCUUCGCUAUGCACCCAAAAGCAAUGUAGGUCACUGUACAUGCAAGAAGAAAGACUUGCAAAGAUCCAAGAUUUUCCGGUCCACAGGGAUAUCGCAUCUUGGGCGCUCACUGCCUACGCUGCCGUGUUGUUGCUUCCAGCCACAGCGGAAUGGAGAAAUUCGUUCACUGUCAGACGCUUUGAUGAAACGAGAGAUUGGAUCCUGAGCUUUUGGUAUGCCUUUUAUUGGGUCGCCGUAACGUUUUAUCAUUGUGGAAGACAAUCGAAUUCGUUGGGUCUAGCAAUGGCACGUCAAGAUACCUCCAGACAAUCGACACUGCUUUAAGCAGUUGGUCAUAAGAACGAAACAACCUCUAAUCAGUACUUAUUCGUAAUCGUUCCACGGACGUACGCAUGCGUACGUUUAUCCGGGCUUGUUCACGGUUCUUGGUCUGCUUUCGCUCAGUGCGUACAUAUACGUAUCUGACGUCGGCAGUCGGCACAGAAAGAAAACUCUCACCUACCUACCUACUUAAGGCCGAGCGUAUCGGAGGCCGGGCUCUCCUUCUCCUUCUCGGCCUACUAGCCGGAACGCUCCGACAACACGCCUAAUUCUCCUUUCCAGACCGUUGGAGUCUGAACGAUUUACGUCG
Messenger RNA from Aplosporella prunicola CBS 121167, 786 nucleotides. RefSeq lists its product as uncharacterized. NCBI's taxonomy places the organism in Eukaryota, Fungi, Ascomycota, Dothideomycetes, Botryosphaeriales, Aplosporellaceae. The record is from RefSeq and is a predicted model, not a curated record. The coding region runs from base 141 to 479 and encodes 112 amino acids. The transcript is spliced from 4 exons.